Molecule: messenger RNA, 197 nt
Organism: Dentiscutata heterogama
Lineage: Eukaryota; Fungi; Glomeromycota; Glomeromycetes; Diversisporales; Gigasporaceae
Source: the annotation of a GenBank genome assembly
GCAUAAUCUGGAAUUAUUUGAAUCGUUUCUUGAAACAGUCAAGGAUGAUUAUAAAAAUGGUGGCCCUCAACUUCGGGCUUCUCUUGAGAAAUUAGCUGAAAGGUAUAAUCCUGAUAAUGAUCCGCUUGUACGUGUAAAGAGUGGUGCAAAAAUUCGUGUCCAAGUGGAGUCAAUAAAACAUAGAAAAAAUGAGCCAG